UUGAAUUAAGGAACAAUCAUGGCUACUAGUUUUGAAAACAGCGUCCGACGGAGGGGACGGAAUGAGGACCUAGAGGAGCUUAUGAUUGAGGAUGCACGUGACAUGAAACCUAGACGUUCAUUGGAAAGUUUUCACUGGGAUUUAUGGCUCCUGAUGACUCUACAGAACUGGAUAUUUGACUUCGGGAGACCAAUUGCCGCUUUGAUGAUUCCUGAAGAACUCUUCCCAAUGCAUCUGCCCAGUGUUGGGGACUACUUUCAUAUGAUGUAUAACUUAAUUACUCCAUUCUGUAUCCUGAAGCUCUUUGAGAGAAGUCAUACCAAAACAUCAUCAACUUUCAGAAAUAUCUGCGUAAUUAUUUUUGUUAUGGGAGCCAGUAUACAUCUUGUGGGAGAUUCCGUUAACCACCGACUUGUCAAACUAGGGUAUAAAUUACAUCUUUCAGUCCGAGACAAUCCCAUGAUGCAAUCUCUACAACCACGUGGUCUCGUUGAAUCAUUUGUACUUUUGUACAAUUACGACGAAAUUAUAGGCCAUUUAAUGUGGUAUAUUCCAUUUUUCCUCUGUCUUUUUCUUUAUUAUACUGGAUGUUUUCUGAAUGAUCAGCCACAUGAACGUGUUCGUCCUACAUUUUCGUGGUGGAUGCUGACGAUUGUGAGUGGCAUUUAUUACUGGUAUUUGGUGACAGAAGGACAGAUAUUUACUGUAUAUUUCAUAACAUUCGUCUUCAUGCUGGGAUACAUGGUCUAUAAGAAAACUACACGAAACUCCCAGCUUGAUAUUAACGGACUAUUCCUCUUGUACUCCUUUGCUCUCACCUUAGCAUUAGUGUUGCUGUGGGUGAUGUAUUUGUGGAACGAUGAAGCACUUCGUGCGAAAUAUCCGGGACUUCUAUAUAUACCAGAACCCUGGUCUUAUUACACACUGUAUCUUAAAGAGAAUUAGACAUUGCUCAAUUCACGAUUUACAAGGAAGUGUUUAGCGAUAUUUUCUCUGUAUUCUUAUCAUGGUGCAAUUUUUUUUCUAUGAUGAAACUUUUAUUUACAAAAAUGUAGCUACCUAAAGUGA
Molecule: messenger RNA, 1068 nt
Organism: Saccostrea echinata
Lineage: Eukaryota; Metazoa; Mollusca; Bivalvia; Ostreida; Ostreidae
Product: ceroid-lipofuscinosis neuronal protein 6-like
Exons: 7
Coding region: 19-945 (308 amino acids)
Source: RefSeq, a predicted model, not a curated record